Messenger RNA from Aspergillus affinis, 1068 nucleotides. RefSeq lists its product as uncharacterized. Bases 1 to 1068 code for a protein of 355 amino acids. The transcript has 2 exons. The record is from RefSeq and is a predicted model, not a curated record. NCBI's taxonomy places the organism in Eukaryota, Fungi, Ascomycota, Eurotiomycetes, Eurotiales, Aspergillaceae.
AUGGGCUCCACGGGGACAAACGCGAAUCAAAUUGACGGUGUUGGGGGUGCUACAUCCACGACGUCGAAGGUCGCUAUUAUUGAGAAAUCCCAAUCCCCCGGUGUCGAUGCCGACUAUACUUUCGUCCAAGUAGCUCCGGAUCAGGCCAAGAUAGACAUGACGGGGAACUGCGGCAACAUUGCCUCUGGAGUGGGACCGUUUGCUCUUGACGAGGGAAUCGUGAGGGCAAGGCCGGGUCAAUCGGAGAUCGACGUUCGAAUCCUAAACACCAACACCGGACAGAUCAUCGUGGAAACCGUCCAAGUAGCUCCUGACGGACGAUUCCAAGAGGAUGGCGAUUAUUGUAUCCCCGGCGUUCGAGGCACGUCAAGUCCAAUCAAAGUCGCAUUCCUCAACCCCGGGGGCAGCAUGACCGGUCAGAUGUUUCCCAGCGGCACAUCACAGGAGACUCUGACGGUUUACUCUCCGCAUGUGGGAGAAUUUCACAUUCGGGUCAGCCUGAUAGACGUUGCGAACCCAUUUGUCCUGGUCGAUGCAUCCUCGUUAUCCUUCAAAGACCACCCCACGUGGCCAGACCCAAACGAUGCCCUGUUCCUGUCCGUUGUCGAAGAUAUCCGCCGCACAGGGGCGGUGCAUAUGGGUCUGGCUUCCGAUCUAGAGGCAGCGAGCCAAGUACGAGGAACGCCGAAGAUCGCAUUUUUGUCGUCGGUAGCAGAAGAUGACAAGGAUGCAGAUAUCCAGAUCCGUGCCUUUUCGAUGGGGAAGCCUCAUCCAAGCCUCCAGUUGACCGGGGCAGUGUGUCUCGGCGCAGCCGUCUCGAUCUAUGGCACCGUUGCAUGGGACCUGGCGGGAGGGAAAGAGAUCGGCAAACAGCCGAAGCACGGAAUGGUGGUCGGAGGCCAUGAAAUCGCGCCCCCAUUGCCCGUAGGUAUUCGAACCCCGGCGGGUGUGAUUCAUGCAGAGACGCUCUUGCGAAUGGAUCCGCAAGUGGAAAUUCAUGUGGAAAAAGUAGCGGUGUUCCGGACGGCGCGCCGACUUUUUGAAGGCAAUGUAUUCUAUAGAGGAUGA